This is a messenger RNA of Lotus japonicus, 1046 nucleotides long. RefSeq names its product REF/SRPP-like protein At1g67360. Bases 136 to 828 code for a protein of 230 amino acids. The transcript is spliced from 3 exons. The record is from RefSeq and is a predicted model, not a curated record. NCBI's taxonomy places the organism in Eukaryota, Viridiplantae, Streptophyta, Magnoliopsida, Fabales, Fabaceae.
UGUAAUUGUAAUUUCAUAUUUCGUGGUUAAGGUAUUUGAUUCGAUUCCAUUCCCAUUUUUAUUUUUAUUUUUAUUUUUCCAUCUAUAAAUAAGAACGUUUCUCUGUGACCCUGCAAAAUCGAGUAACAAAACACAAUGGCCACUACUGAGGGAGAGGUUGAGAGAAAGACUCAUCAGGAACUGAAGCAUCUUGGAUUUGUGAAAAUUGCUGCGAUUCAAGCUUUCGUGUGCGUCACGAAUCUCUACGAAUACGCCAAGCAGAACAGUGGACCGUUGAGAUCCGCUGUCGGAACCGUCGAAGGGACCGUAACCACCGUUCUCGGCCCUGUUUACAACAAAUUUAAGGGCGUCCCCAAUGAUCUGCUUGUUUUUGCAGACAAUAAGGUGGAGGAAGGUACCCACAAAUUCGAUGAGCAUGCCCCUCCUGUUGUAAAGCAGAUUGUGAACCAAGCUAAGGGUUUGGUUCAUCAAGUGUCACACAAAGCGGAGAAAGUUGUGAGUGAGGCUCAUUCUGGAGGGGCUAAAGCAGCAGCACACUAUGUUGCUGCAGAGUCUAAGCAAAUUGUGGUGACUGGAUCAGUGAAACUGUGGUCUGGUCUGAACCACUACCCGCCCUUCCAUGCAGUGGCAGAGUUUGCUGUUCCUACCGCCGCACACUGGUCAGAGAAGUACAACAAAGUGGUGAAGAACAUGACUGGGAAGGGAUUUGCUGUGUUUGGGUAUUUGCCUUUGAUUCCCAUUGAGGACAUAGCUAAGGCAUUUAAACAAGGAGAAAACAAUGUGAAUGGAGAUGAAGCGAGAACAGAAUCCUCAUCUGACUCGGAAUGAGUACUAGCUAGCUAGCUAUAAAUUUCUGAACUAAAUCUGCUUAUGACUAAUCUUUGUUUGUAAGUUUAGCUUCAUGUGGGUAUGAAUGGAAAUGUAAGAAAUGGGAACAUGUAACUUUGCCAAGUUCAUGUGAUUAUAAUGUCAAUGGUGGGUUAAGUAGUCAUGAAACUUGUUUUUUUCUUUUUUCUUGCAUAAAUAUAAGGUUUUGAUUGUGUGUA